AUGGAGGACCGUCGUCAGUCCAUCAGGCAGAGCGGUAUUCCACGAUCAUCUCGCCUCCCAACUCUUCGACCAUCACAGAGUGUCUCGGCCCUUCGACCUCCACCCUCGACCGAGCAGUCAAACCGCAGCAAUGGAACUAUACACAACCCCAAGCUUCGUUCGGCCCCGUCCCACGACCGCCUGGGAAGCUUGGGAAACACAACAUCUGUCUCGGCUGGAAAUCGCAAGCCCGAGACGCCUUCUCGAGCUUUUCGACUUCAAAGCAAACCGCUACCACCGCCCCCGAGAAGCUUUGUCGGCCCUCGGUCCUCGAGCAUAACUCGAGUUCCUGCCUCGAGCACCUCGCCUGUUGCUUCUGAAGCGUCACAAUCUUCUGUACCCACUGCAACUCCUUCUCCGCCAGCGGAGCAGCCUCUCUUUAAAAGGAGAACGACUCUGACCAGGCGGCCUUCUGAUGUUACCAAGGGGAACUUUACAACCCCAAGCAAGGACCGGUCUUCCUUGGAGCCUUGGGCAUCUUCAGUUCCGAUGGACCUGCCACCAAUGCCAAGCAAUUUCGCUAUUGAAGAGGAAACAUCGACGACCCAAACGAUCAAAGCAAAAACACCCCGCUCAAGACCAUCGCUAUCAGAGAGAACAAUCGAGACGCUCUCUCAAAUACCCUCCUCGCCCGCAAACAGGGGGAGAAGACCUUCGGCUUUCUUCGAACCUCCUUCUGCAACUCGCUCAGGUUCCAGACCUGCAUCCCGCAGCUCGCUCAGCUCGCGACCAGGCUCAAGCUACCGGAACGAAGGGUUCAACCGGCCAGCCUCAAGGUCGAAAUCACAAACAAGGCCUACUUCCAGCCAUAGGAUAGAAGAUUCUGGUCCGGCUUCAUUCCGAGCUUCAAUUAGUCACAUGAAUAACUACAAAACACAGCUUGCUCCCAUUAACGGCACACCGCCAACGCAAGAAAAACCCCGGAUGGGAGUCAAGACUACGCGUGCCCCUGCGACUAGGGUUCUAGGCCGUGGAGAUGCAACACGACCUCCCACCCAGGGCAAGAUGCCCCCACCCGCCUCCAAAACGCUACCCAGAGCGUCUAUCAGUAAACUUCCGGAAUCUCUCAGAACCCCUAGUCCAGAGAAGCAGCAGCAGGUCCAGUCGAACGAAAACAAGCCUAUUACAAAGACAAUGCCACUGAGGCCCCCCAAGCAACGCCCGUCGCUGAACGGGCUGUUUAGAAAACCUCCAGCUCUCGCCCCGGACAACCAGAACGUGGGAGCGACUCCCUCCAAAGUCACUCGCAAGACUUCACUUGUUUCUCACAGGUCAUCUACUACCUCGGGCGAUGACACUGUGCAGUCUGGACCCUCGCCAACAUCCACUGCGACCACGGUUGAUACGAACGAGCCAGCACCCGCGGCGACUUUUAGAAAGUCUUCUGCAGCCCUAAGGGAUCAAAUCGCAAAGGCAAAGGCAGCCAAGAAGGCCACCACCCAGCUUGAAGUCGACCCAAAGAAAAUGCCCAGCGUAGGAAGACAUCCUCUCAGAUCACCGCUCAUACCAACCGACACCUCCUUUGACUUUGGUCUGUCAGAUAAUCCGUUUAAUCAGCCUCAAGCAGACAGCGCGUCCCAGAACAAGGUAUUGGAAGGUCUGCUGGCCACCGCACGGACUAGUGGCAGGCUCAACAUUGCAGCCCUUGGUCUUCGCGAGAUCCCUGCCCAAGUUCUCAAAAUGUACGACUCGGAAGCCAUGGGUAUAAACGAUGGAUCAUGGGCAGAGACCGUGGAUCUCACUAGGUUCGUUGCGGCCGAUAACGAGCUGGAGAUGAUUGAGGAUGCCGUGUUCCCUGAUAAGGAUCCACAGUCUUUGGCCGACGACGAGGACGGGCAAGGCAUGAUUUUUGGAGGCCUCGAAACUCUCGAUUUGCAUGGAAACAUGCUCAUCUCUCUGCCAAUGGGCCUGAGACGUUUGCAGUACCUGACAUCUUUGAACCUGUCUUCGAACCGAAUCACGAACGGCUCCUUCGAGGUCAUUUCUCAGAUUCCGUCACUUCGUGACCUCAAACUUGGAGGCAAUCUCUUUUAUGGACCGUUGGACAACUCCUUCACGAGCCUUGUCAACCUUGAAACCGUCGACUUGCAUGACAACAACAUCACAGCUCUUCCGGCCGGAAUGGUAAACAUGCGCAAGCUUCGCAUUUUGAACCUUGGCGAGAACAGCUUUGAGUCUUUGCCUCUCACGACUCUUGCACAGCUCCCACUUACCGAGCUGGUCGUUCGCAAGAAUAAGCUGAGCGGCGUGCUCAUAGAUGACGCAGAUGCGAUUUUCCAGACCUUGCAGGUUUUGGACGUUUCCUCGAACCAGCUUACUCACAUUUUGCCUCCCGGAAGUAGCUCAAUACUCGCCAUGCCAUCCCUUCAUCAGAUGUGUGUAUCGAUGAACAGGCUCCAGGAGUUACCCAGCCUCGGCAUGUGCGCCAACUUACUCACCUUGAAUGCGGACGAAAAUAGCAUUACCGAUGUUCCAAACGGAUUGACGGGCCUUGUCAAACUACGACAUGUGGACUUUUCGAGCAACGACUUGCGCAUCAUCCCGCCGGAGAUAUCUCGCAUGGACAAUUUGAACAUGUUCAGGCUCAGUGGCAACCCGCUUCGGGACAAGAAGUUCUGCUCUAUUACUACGGAGGAGCUGAAGGACAUUUUAGCUACUCGCUUGGAUCCCGACCCGAUACUGGAUGAACCUGAAGCCACCUUUAGUAAUCUCUUGCCAUCGGCAGUGGUAUCAAGCCCAAAAACCCCAGCAGUCCCAGUGACACGUUCAAGGAUGAACUCCAUUCCAAAACAUAUCGAAGAAGCGGAUGAGGUCCGAUCUGAAAUGAGCGACAAGUUUGCGACGCCGCCUACAUCGGCUCCUCAAUCGCCAGCCGCGCGUUCACGGUCACAUACAUUGUCCAGCGAGCAAUGGACGGUAAGACCGGGCGGCCUGCUAGAUAGGUCGAACACACAAUCCUCGGCUCUUCAUCCUGUGUCAUGCUCUCGUGUCGCCAACGAACAUAACGUGCGCGAAGUUCAGCUUCAUCACAAUCUUUUCUCGAUCAUACCCGAAUCCCUUACUUUCUUUUCUCACACCCUUGUGUCUUUGUCUCUUUCACAUAACCAGCUUAUGGGGGAGUCAUACAUGGGAGACAUGGCCGCCAGCGGUGGUGGACUGAAGCUGGAGCUUCUUGCGCUCAGGGAGCUGAAUCUGUCUUCGAAUCACAUUACCAGUCUGGCUCCUUUGAUGUCGAACUUGAUCAGCCCGGGACUCCAAAAGCUAGACGUGAGCACUAACCGUAUUGCAGCCCUUCCAACUGGGACUGGAUUAAGGGAUGUAUUUCCAGAGCUGUCAGUAUUGCUCAUUGCCAACAACCACUUGGCGGAUUUGGAGCCCGAGGCCAUAAAGGGCAUGCGGAUAGUUGACGCUUCCAAUAACGACAUUGCCCAUCUCAACCCCCGGAUUGGGCUUCUUGGUGGGAUCGAGAAUGGAACUUUGGAGCGUCUGGAUGUCAUGGGCAAUCGGUUCCGCGUUCCCAGAUUUAAUGUUCUUGAGAGAGGCACCGAUGCUACACUGAGGUUCCUCCGGGGUCGCGUGCCUAUCGCUGAAAUGGCAGCAUGGAGGGAGGCAAGGGGUGUGGCUGUGAGCAGUGAGGACUGCGAUGCGUUCGAUGACAGCAUAAUCGAGUAA
Molecule: messenger RNA, 3711 nt
Organism: Pyricularia grisea
Lineage: Eukaryota; Fungi; Ascomycota; Sordariomycetes; Magnaporthales; Pyriculariaceae
Exons: 1
Coding region: 1-3711 (1236 amino acids)
Molecular function (GO): protein binding
Source: RefSeq, a predicted model, not a curated record